AGCGAAUUGCAUCGAGGGAUAAAACGUUCCCUCUUCUUUCUGGCAGAUCCUAACUCACCAUUUAACCCUAUGGAUAUCACAGCAGAACACACAAGACGCAGGAAGCGACGAGAAUUAACCCCGGAACAGAAGCAAGAGAUUGUGGAGGCCUUCGAUUUGUUCGACACGGACAGGAACCAUCUGAUCAGCUACUAUGAAUUUAAGGUGUCAUCUAAACUACUCACGAGUAGUUAAACAAUACCCCAAAAUUCAGGUUGCCCUGCGUGCCCUCGGGUUUGAAUUGAAAAAGUCGGAGGUCCUACAGAUCCUCGAGGAAUACAACAUCAAAGAGGAUGGCGGUGGGCUGUCGUUUGAGGAUUUUAAUGAAAUAGUCACCGAUAUGAUUCUUGAUCGGGACCCUACCACGGAGAUUAUUCGCGCCUUCAAAUUGUUUGACGAUGAUGACUCUGGACGAAUUACCUAUCGUAAUUUGAAGAAAGUUGCCAAGGAACUUGGAGAAAAUCUCACGGAUCAGGAACUUCGAGCCAUGAUUGAGGAGUUUGACCGAGAUGGUGAUGGAGCAAUCAACUUGGAAGAAUUCAUCGCUCUGAUGACCAAAGACAUAUGAUUUCGCCCAACUCAGACAACACUCGCCUCUUUGGCGACCACAUGUGAUCCUCCUGUGACCGAGAUCCCGUACCUCUCCGUCACGAACGGCCUAUCCUCAACUCGGUUGCUCGGAUACGCAGUCUUUUGUUGUUGAAUCCUUCCUCUGUUCAUUUUCAACACACCAGUCGUUACCUCAACACUGACACAAUGUAUACUUUGUUUUUCGGGAGGCUGAGGCUUGGAAUUCCUCUAGGGGUUUUGGUGUCGGUAUUGUUGACUGUGGAAACUGGUGGCUGCUUGAGGCCAAAAUAAAAUAUCUUUGCGUG
Messenger RNA from Opisthorchis viverrini, 914 nucleotides. RefSeq lists its product as hypothetical. NCBI's taxonomy places the organism in Eukaryota, Metazoa, Platyhelminthes, Trematoda, Opisthorchiida, Opisthorchiidae. The transcript is spliced from 5 exons. Gene Ontology annotation, cellular component: half bridge of spindle pole body; mitotic spindle pole body. Bases 194 to 607 code for a protein of 137 amino acids. The record is from RefSeq and is a predicted model, not a curated record. Gene Ontology annotation, molecular function: calcium ion binding; microtubule binding. Gene Ontology annotation, biological process: spindle pole body duplication.